UUUGAUCUUUUGUCUUUACAUUUUAUAGAGUGUUGCUGCUGAUGUGCCCAUGAUUGAUGAUGAUUUGGAGAAUGAACUCCUUGCCCAGCUGGAAAUGUUGAUGGAUACUCCGGCUAAAUCUGGAUCUGCCACAGAUAGUAAAGGGAAGGCAGUUGCCGAAGAAGUGGAUUUUGAUAUCAACCUUCCUACCCAGGAGCAGAUUAGUUUUGCGAUCAUGACCAUGCAAGAGCUCCUUGGUGGCGGUCCUUCCCAUUUUUGCAAGGUGCCGGACCAGCCAGCCGCCUUUGAAGCGACUCAAAAGAACAUGAGAGAAGAAUGGAGUUCAUGGCAAAACAACCUGUGUUGAUUUUUCUCUUAUGUAUCUUCUUGUCUCUUUGUUGGCUGGAAUUGCACAUUGUCAUGUUUGAACAUAUUGUUUGCGGCCUAUUGGCCAUGCAAACUAAUGCCACGUGUAAAAUUUUUAUUGGCUGGAGGAGUUUAAGCCAUGUCAGAUUCGGAUUCUGAGUCCCAUGACAGAUCAGCACA
Rubroshorea leprosula is the source of this 525-nucleotide messenger RNA. NCBI's taxonomy places the organism in Eukaryota, Viridiplantae, Streptophyta, Magnoliopsida, Malvales, Dipterocarpaceae. The record is from the annotation of a GenBank genome assembly.